Rhincodon typus (whale shark) is the source of this 3425-nucleotide messenger RNA. RefSeq lists its product as uncharacterized. Bases 242 to 1486 code for a protein of 414 amino acids. Gene Ontology annotation, molecular function: protein binding. NCBI's taxonomy places the organism in Eukaryota, Metazoa, Chordata, Chondrichthyes, Orectolobiformes, Rhincodontidae. The transcript is spliced from 5 exons. The record is from RefSeq and is a predicted model, not a curated record.
GAAUGCCAACAGAUUCAUUCCAGUGGAACACUGCAUCUAUAUUUCAACUCUGUCAUGUGACCUGUCAUGGACUUUUACGACUUUUAGAGAUCUUUACUGGGUACGAGUUAGAAGUGCUACUCGCACAGGUCAAUCCAACUGGGCGGAAUCGAAUGAACUUUAUCCAUUGCGUGACUCCAUCUUGGGUCCCCCGAUUAUCAAUGUGACGAGCAAUAAUCAGGUCAUUGAAGUUACUCUUGAUAUGCCUCUGACUCCACAAAAGGAAAAUAAUAAGCUAAAAACUGUGAAGGAUAUUGAUCGCUCUCUAAAAUAUGUUGUUAUCUUACUCAACAAAGAUGGCUCAGAAUAUGCGACUGAGACAGUAUGGCCUGAUGAUUCAGGGAAAGGAUACUAUCAGUUUAAAAAUCUAAAACCCAAGUUCACUUACUGUGUUGUAACAAGGUUUGAUUCAGUAUCAAAUCACAACACUAAGGAUUCAAGAAAAAUCUGCACAACCACCUCAUCUCAAAAUACAAAUAUAAUGUGGAUUGCGCCUUUGGUAGCAGCACUACUUUUCAUUGCAGGUGCAGUUAUCAUCGCUUUUGUGAUUUGGCUGCUGAAAGAAUUUGCCUGCCUAUGUUUGACUAAGUCACAACUUCCUAAAUCUUUGGUCAUUAUUUCUGAGGAGUUGCAUAUGAAUCUGCAAUGCAAGGAGUCAAAUGAGAAUCCAGAGGGUGAUCGCAUCUCAUUUCUUAUAAACGAUGAUAGUUCAAAUAAUUGUCAGUUGGAAUUUCAGAGCACAGAUCCUGCCUACGAAUUACAGCUCACCUCAGAUAACUGUUUAACUGAUAUGGACGAAAAUGUUCCUUACCAAAGUAACGGUUUGAGUGGUGGAAGUUGCAAGCAUAACAGCCUUCUGAGUGAGCCAGAAGUCUGCAUGUAUAGGACUACGGGCAACCUUCCUUCCUACAUACCAUCAUCCUUUGAAGAUAAGGACAGUGCAAACCCUACACAGCAAAAUAACCCUGGAAUUCCAGUGCCUGAUAAUUUACAGUCCUGGUCAAGUUUAAGAGAUGUCAAAGAAGCCAGAAGCAGCAACGUUGCUGAAAAUGUCUCAAUAGAAGAGACUUUGCAAUGCAACUUCAAUUUAUUCCAGGAAAUUCAAGUAAAGCCUGUGAGCAUAGAGUUUUGGAAUUCUGCUGAUGUUCCUCUGAGUACAGUUAAACUUUGUUUUAAUAAUGACUCUGAUAAAGACAAUUCUGCUGUGGAUGCUUAUGGGGAUGGAAUUUCCAACUUCUUAAAAACAGAAGACUUUUGUUCCCAAUUUACUUGUGACUUGAUAACAGCUGAUGAUCAGUCUCUAAAUGGCAAUCCAGACUAUCAAGAACAAUUCAUAAAACUACCUCAAUUUAUAACUGACUGUGAAUUUCAGGGCUUGACUAAAAAGCGAACCUUUCAUACCUCACAGACUGACAACAUGCAACUGUCUGGAUAUGAGCCGCAUUGAAAAUUGAUUGGAUGUGUACCAAUGAACUUAUGUUUGGGCUUACCUUGAAACCAGAAUAUCUGUUUUAUUUAGAAUGUCCUGACUAUGGAAAUUGGAAGAAACCUGCAAUUUUUUUUCUAGUUUCUAGUUAAAAGCAUUUCUGUUUUGUAAGCGAUAGCUUGAUAUGUUAGACAUUAUUAAGAAUAUCAAUAUCUAUGUUGUUUUUCACCAUCAUUGGUGCCAGAAUUUGCAACAUGGCAGCUUGUUUAUUUUCAAACAAAUCCUCAUCACCUUUAUCCCUUCCCUUUCUUUUCUCAAUGCGUUGAUGCUGUGCAGAAUUCAAGCGCCUAGGCAAUGAAGUGACUUUGAUUCAUAGCAGAAGGUGUCAGUAUUGAGGAAUGGGUUUUGCAACAAAAGCCAGCAUUGAAGAAAGUAACCUGUAGGAAUUUGUAAAGCUAUGACUAUCUGUUGUGGAGAGAGAGAGUGAGGAAAUUGGUGAGGGAUGGAGAUGGGACGGCCAGGGGUAGGAGAAGAGAAAGGUUUGGACCAGUUGGAAAAUAUACAGUGGCAAGCCAUGAAGAUGCAGGAGAAUUGGAAGAGGACUGGGUGACUGAAGAGAAGGAAUGAAGAAGGGUGAUUAAUCAUUGCCAUAGUGACCCCAAAUACAAUGGGAAAAACCAAAAGAAAAAAUUGGUAUGACUUCCAGGUCUGACUAUAUCAAAGUUCCACAUCUGCACACAUCUAUUAGUGGGAGGUCAGUAGAUAACCAUCAAGAGAUGAAACCGAAUUUCAUUCUCUCUGCCCUAACGUAGAGUUAUUGAGAGAAAUUGGAGUGAUCCUAUCUACACCAAACCUCAUUGAGAACAGUUAAACUGAGUAUAAUCCAAGGAUGAAGCCUAAUCUGUAUGGCUGUACAUUGUGUAAAAUCAGAGGAGGGUCAGCAGCUAUCAGAAAACUCAGGUGGAUGUUUAUUUUGUUGCUAUGAAUUGUAAAUUAUAUAGUAAUUGUAUGAAGGAGAAUUUAAAGAAAUACCACUUAUUUAUUUUAUGUCCAGUGAUCACAGUAUGUCGAUAGGUACUAAGGCUUUUAUGGAAUUGUUUAUAUGUAGUACCAAGCAAGCUUGUAAUUACCAAUCAUUUGACUUAACCAUUCUCUGUUCCAAUAAGUUAGUAAUGAGAGAAUUUUUUAAUGACUGCCCCUCCAGACUUCCAUUAGAUUGUUGAAACAGAUGAACACAAGGGAGAACUUUACUUGGUUGACAGCUUUAUUUUCCUUUGAUCAUUUUGUCGGUGGCUUAAUGUUUAUUCACCCAAGAAAAGAGGUGUCAAGUGCAUAAAGUCUCUGCUAUUGAUACUUUAAGUGCUGAUUGAUGAGACACUUAAAAGAUUGUAAGAACAACAAUUUUUCUAAAUGAAGUAGUGAAUAGCUUUUGAGGUCAUAGAGUUCAUUGGUUCUGUACAGAGUGUACCCCCAAGUGUAUACUCGGUGGAUGGACGUGGUUGAGCUACGAAUCAACGUAGAGUGUAUGAAGAACAUGAGUUGGCAAGGAGGGUUUGAGAGGCAUUGGGGGAUAGACGGCAACAUGGAUAGGAAAAUUAUUUUUCAAAAUAUCCUGCAUCCAGACUAUGGUUCCCAAUUCCCUUUGCACAAUGAAAGAUGACUCCUUGGGAAUGUGGCUCAACUCCAAAACAUUGUGAUAGUAAGUGACGCGCAGUUAAAAUAUUGCUUUUGAUAUGAUAUCAGUAGAGUUUUUAAAAAAAUGAAUUGGAAGAGGUAGGUUUUGCUGAGAAUUUGCUGGUUCAAAUCAAGUUAUUUUUUAUAUUAAGAACAGAAAAGUGUAGAAUAUUGCUGUUUUCACCAAAAAUGUGGCACUGCUUUUCUUAAAAUGUGAAAUAGAAAGAAACCUGUGAAAUGAAGGACAAAUUGUGACUUCAAUAAUACACUUUACUCUGAAUCAAUA